Messenger RNA from Notechis scutatus (mainland tiger snake), 1260 nucleotides. Its product is annotated as lipase member M-like. The record is from RefSeq and is a predicted model, not a curated record. Lineage: Eukaryota; Metazoa; Chordata; Lepidosauria; Squamata; Elapidae. Gene Ontology annotation, biological process: lipid metabolic process. Gene Ontology annotation, molecular function: hydrolase activity, acting on ester bonds.
AUGUUUUUGUUUCUUGUGAUAUCUCUUUUGGUUCUGGAGUUCAACGAUUCCAAAAAAUUGUCAAGAACAAAGACAGAAGGGAACCCUGAAACAUUCAUGAAUAUUAGUGAGGUCUUACAAUAUCAUGGUUAUCCUAACGAGGAACAUGAAAUACUGACAAAUGAUGGUUACUUUCUUACUAUCAACAGAAUACUUGCAAGGAAAGCCUUGGAGAAAACAGCUUCAAAACCUGUUGUGUUACUGAUGCCAGGUGUUCUUACUGAUUGUGGAAUAUGGCUGACUAAUGUGCCCAAUGGUAGCUUAGGUUUUGUACUGGCAGAUGCUGGCUUUGAUGUUUGGUUGGCAAAUAACCGAGGAAGCAGAUGGUGUAAAAGACACCAGCACUUUUCACACAAAGAAGAAGAAUUCUGGAAUUUCAGUUUUCAUGAAAUGGCAAUGGAAGAUCUGCCAGCUAUUAUAUAUUUUAUCCUAGCUAAAACUGGACAGAAACAACUUUCUUAUAUUGGCUAUUCCCAAGGAUCCACUAUAGGAUUCAUUGCAUUUUCAGCUAUGCCAGCAUUAGCUGAGAAAAUAAAAAACUUUUUUGCAUUUGGUCCAAUAUAUUUGGUGAAUCAUAUCAAACCAUGGUAUGAGAUGAUAAUCAAAACGAACCAAGGUGUUAUAAAGGCUGCAUUAGGCAGAAAAGAAAUUUGUGUGCUACCUAAUCAAAUAUCACGAAUAUUGACUAGGUUUUGUGACAUGGAUUUAUGGAGAAAAACCUGUGCAAAUAUUUUAUUGUCCGGUGGUGGAAUUAGUGAAAACAAUGUAAAUAUGAGUCGCCUGGAUGUCAUUGUAACACAUUUAUUAGGAUGCACAUCAACAAAAACUCUCUUACAUUGGAAGCAGGUGCUUGAUAGUGGGCAGUUUAAAGAAUUUGACUAUGGUUCUAAGAAUAUGGAAAAAUACAAUCAGAUGACCCCUCCCUUUUAUGAUAUAAGAAGCAUGAAUAUCCCAAUCUUCAUGUGGGGUGGUGAAAAUGAUCAAAUUUCAACACUAAAGGACACCAAACUAUUGCUCCCUCUUCUUAGUAAUCUGAUCUCCUACAAAAUCAUUCCUCAAUGGAUGCAUUAUGAUUAUCUUUUCGGCCUUGAUGCAUGUCAAAAAUUGUAUGAUGAACUUGUUGACAUAAUUCACAAUUUCUCAUAAGCUGGGGAUUGUCUAGUACAGUGGUCACCAACCAGUGGGCUGGGGACCACUGGUGGUCUGUGAGAACAUUUUGGU